AUGACCGUCCCUAAAGACCGCAACAAUCCAGAAAGGGAAGACCAGACGUCAGGUACCAAUGGACGUAUGGAAGCGAAGACCGAGCUCAAUAAUUUUACCACUUCCCGGCAUACAUGUCGCUCGAUUGCUGAGAUCUCCUAUUGCCCCCAUAGCGCCCGGGCCAAAUCUAUCCUCUUAGACAAAUACUCAAUUGUCCCAGCACCUUACGUGGUAGAGCUUGACCAACAUGCAUUGGGCCAACCGCUGCAGGCUCUCUUGGCAGAGAAUACAGGCCGCCGCACCGUGCCUAAUGUUCUAGUUAGUGGAAGAAGCAUUGGUGGCGGGGAUGAUGUGGUCGCUCUCGAUGAGAAGGACGAGUUGGCGUUAACAUUCAAGAAGUUGGGAGGACAGUGGGUCCAGGAGGCAUUGUGCGUUGCGUCUACGGGGGAAGGUAAAAGUCUUAAGCGACGCACAACCCGUGAUUUUCACUCCACCAGAGAAAGCGACCGGUUGCCUUUGAGGAAUUUCGAUCCUUUCGAACGACCGACCGCACGACGACAUCGACAAUUCUCCCUCGGACAUUCCACAGCCCACGCAGUCAAGAUGCGGUACAUUCACUCCGAGGAACGGCUGCCCAUCCCCGAGAAUGUGAAGGUUCACAUUCGCUCCCGGGUUGUGACCGUUGAGGGCCCUCGAGGCAAGCUUGUUAAGGACCUCUCCCACAUCGCUGUCACCUUCGGCCGCCCUGAGAAGGAUGUUAUCUCUAUCGAGUUGCACCACGGUGCCCGCAAGGGUGUUGCUACCCUCCGUACCGUCCGCACCAUCAUCAAUAACCUGAUUAUUGGUGUCACUAAGGGCUUCAAGUACAAGAUGCGCUACGUCUAUGCUCACUUUCCCAUCAACGUCAACAUUGAGAAGAACUCUGAGACUGGCCUUUACGACGUUGAGAUCAGAAACUUCUUGGGUGAGAAGUACGUUCGUCGUAUCACUGCCCAGCCCGGUGUUGAGAUCAUCACUUCCCCCAACGUUAAGGAUGAGCUUCAGCUCUCCGGCAACUCCCUCGAGAAUGUCUCCCAGAGCGCUGCCGACAUCCAGCAGAUCUGCAGAGUCCGCAACAAGGAUAUCCGAAAGUUCCUUGACGGUCUGUACGUGUCUGAGCGGGGUAACAUUGUUGAGGAAUAGAUGAUAACGGGGAUUGUCCGCCUUGAUGGGUAGUUAAGGAUGCCAGGAGAAUUUAAUUUUCGCCUAUUUGCAUAGGGAAGCAAAGCGGAAUUAAAGCAAAAAUUUAUGGACCAUGGAAUUCAAAUGCCCCCUUUACGUCUCCACGGGUAUGGCUUUUCUCGGCUUGGGGAAGAGGCGUGUAGAAAAACGACAAAAAGAUGGUGGGCCUCUUAGGAGCAAUCCAAUUUCCUUUUUCUCUCUUCAACCGCUCUCAUAUGACUUGAAAGGAAAUGUCCAGAAGAUUCCAAGGUAGAUCCGGGGUCUUUUGUGUAUAUGUUGUAGUUAUCAAAAUAGUCAUGUGAGUCCAAUUCCCCAAUGGGGAGAAGAUCAAGAAAUGUGGAGAAG
Aspergillus caelatus is the source of this 1545-nucleotide messenger RNA. RefSeq names its product 60S ribosomal uL6 domain-containing protein. The transcript is spliced from 9 exons. Gene Ontology annotation, biological process: cytoplasmic translation. NCBI's taxonomy places the organism in Eukaryota, Fungi, Ascomycota, Eurotiomycetes, Eurotiales, Aspergillaceae. Gene Ontology annotation, cellular component: ribosome; cytosolic large ribosomal subunit. The record is from RefSeq and is a predicted model, not a curated record. The coding region runs from base 1 to 1161 and encodes 386 amino acids. Gene Ontology annotation, molecular function: structural constituent of ribosome; rRNA binding.